Molecule: messenger RNA, 1134 nt
Organism: Entrophospora sp. SA101
Lineage: Eukaryota; Fungi; Glomeromycota; Glomeromycetes; Entrophosporales; Entrophosporaceae
Source: the annotation of a GenBank genome assembly
AUGGAAACAGAUUUAGCAAGAAUGAAAAAUGAACCUGUUUAUCGUGCAAUGUUAACUUCAAUCAAUUCAUCAAAUUCUUUGAUAUUCAAAGAUUCAAAAUUAAAUAGUAAAGUACAAGAAAAAUUAGAAGAUUUGAUAAGUCGACAUGAAAAAUUAUCAAAAGAAUAUGAAAUCCUGACAAAUAAUAAUCAAAAUUCUGAAAAUAUUAUUCCUAUCUCCAAAGAAUUAUCAGAAUUAGCAGAUAUCAUUAAUCCAUAUAAAGAAUUUAAAAAAACUCGAGGUGAGCUUUUGGAAAUUAACAAUUUGCUUAAUGACAAUUCUGCUGAUAGCGAAUUAAAAAAGCUAGCAAAAGAAGAAUAUGAAAGUACGAUCAAACAAAUUAAACAUCUAGAAAGGUUUGUUGUGUCUGCUUUGAUUCCAAAAGAUUUAGCAGAUGAGGGAAACGCAGUGCUAGAAGUUAGAGCAGGAACUGGUGGCGAUGAAGCUGAAUUGUUUGCAGGUGAAAUUUUUAAAAUGUAUGAAAAAUUUUCAUUGUUGAAACAUUGGAAAUUCGAAAAAUUGUCCGUAUCAGAAAGUGAUAUUGGUGCAACUGCUUCAAUAUUAGGCGUUGGAGUUUAUGGUGAUUUAAAAUAUGAAUCAGGAGUACAUAGAGUUCAACGUGUCCCUAUUACUGAAAAAGCAGGUCGUAUACAUACAAGCACUGUCACCGUUGCUAUACUACCCGAAUCAACAAAAGUUGAUGCAAAAUUAAAAGAAUCAGAUCUUAUCAUCCAACGUUAUCGAUCUAGUGGUAAAGGCGGUCAACAUGUGAAUACAACAUCUAGUGCUGUUAGAAUUAAACAUAUUCCAACUGGAAUAGUUGUGGCUAUUCAAGAUGAACCAUUGAGAAUUUUGGGGGCAAAAGUUUAUGAUAUGGAACGUGUGAAAUUACAACAAGAAAGAAGUGAAACUAGAAAAUCACAAGUCGGAAGUGGAGAGAGAUCAGAGAAAAUAAGGACUUACAAUUUUUCUCAGAAUAGGAUUACCGAUCAUCGUAUCAAUUUAACGAUUUAUGAUUUAGAAAGUUUAUUAGAUAGUGGUGAAAUAUUACAAAAUAUUAUUGAUAAUUUAAAAAAAAUUCAAAUUUAUACUUAA